Molecule: messenger RNA, 3126 nt
Organism: Candidozyma pseudohaemuli
Lineage: Eukaryota; Fungi; Ascomycota; Pichiomycetes; Serinales; Metschnikowiaceae
Gene: CYM1
Product: Cym1p
Exons: 1
Coding region: 1-3126 (1041 amino acids)
Biological process (GO): protein processing
Cellular component (GO): mitochondrial matrix
Molecular function (GO): metal ion binding
Source: RefSeq, a predicted model, not a curated record
AUGUUAACAAGCAAGGUCGGCUCCAUAUUUCGCCGGUCCCUCCAGCUGCGAUGCCUUGCAACGGCAGCAGCCGGAGAAUCAUCUAACUUAUACCAGAUUGGUGAAAAGCUUCAUGGAUAUACUAUCAAGGAAGUCCAGAAGGUGCCGGAGUUCUCUUUGACCGCCGUGAGGUUGGAACAUCAGAGAACAGGGCUGGAGCAUUUACAUUUGGAUGCUCCCGCUGAUAAGAACAAUGUGUUUUCGGUUGCCUUGAAGACUAACCCCUUGGAUGCUAAAGGAACUCCCCAUAUCUUGGAGCACAUCACACUCUGUGGCUCCAGAAAGUACCCAGUGAACGAUCCGUUUUUCAAGAUGCUAAACAGGUCUUUGAACAACUUCAUGAAUGCCAUGACGGGCCAUGAUUACACAUUCUAUCCCUUUGCAACCACUAACAAGACUGACUUCUACAACUUGAUGGACGUCUACUUGUCUUUGGUCUUUGAUCCGCUCUUGAACCACCAAGAUUUCUUACAAGAGGCCUGGAGAAUGGAACAGCUGGAUAUGACGGAUAAGGCGAGCCCCAUGGAAUAUAAAGGUGUGGUGUUCAAUGAGAUGAAGGGCCAGUACUCAAACUCCGCGUACCUCUUCUGGAUCAAGUUCCAAGAGGCCAUUUAUGGAAGUUUGAAUAACUCAGGAGGCGAUCCAAGCAAAAUUCUCGAUCUCAAAUUCAAGGAACUCCAAGCUUUCCACAAGCAAAACUAUAACCCCUCCUACGGUAGGACCUUCACCUACGGUAACCUUCCACUUGAAGCCCAUUUAAAGAAGCUCGACGACUUCUUUGCGGACUUUGGCAGAAGCAAAUCAAAUCAUCGAGAGGUGAAGAAACCAAUUUUCGAACUUGAUAAAUCAAAGCACUUUGACGUUGAAGUUCCGGGUGUGGUUGAUCCUAUGACCACCAAGCCCAUAGAGGAACAGUUGAAGUCUUCCAUUACGUGGUACCUCGGCAACCCUCUUGAUGAAUCUAUGAGAUACGAUGUUUUCAAAUGGAGGAUCUUAAGUACUCUUCUCCUCGAUGGCCACAACGCGCCAUUCUACCAAGAGUUGAUCGAGACUGGUUUUGGUGAGGACUUCUCUCCAAAUACCGGCUUUGACUCGAUGACAGCAAUGAUGAGUUUCACGUUAGGUCUCAGUAAUCUUUCAAAAGAAAAAGUCAAAGAACUUGGUCCAAAAAUUCGCAACAUAUUGGUUGACAAAGUUAUGCCCGAGCUCGCGCGGGACAAGGACAGCUCGUAUCACGAAAGGGUUGACGCCAUGAUUCAUCAAAUCGAGUUGGGGUUCAAGAAACACAAACCUGAUUUCGGUGUGGGCUUGUUGUCCUCGCUCGUGCCUCUGUGGACGAACGGUGCCAAUCCGAUCAAUGCUUUGAAGAUUGACCACAUUCUCAACACGUUCAAGAAAGACUAUGAAGAGAACGGCUUGAAAAUAUUCUCAACCAUGAUCGAAAAAACAAUCUUGAACGAGGAUUCGCCACAGUUCAGAUUCACGAUGAUCCCAGAUGAAAACUUUAAUCAAAGAUUAACACGACAAGAGAAUGAAAGACUUUCGCUGGAAGAGAACAAACUCGAUGAAAAUUCCAGGGAGAGCAUUUAUAAAAGAGGCGAAGACCUUCUCGAGAAACAAAAGAAGAGUGACUCUGGUGUCGAAGUUUUACCUUCGCUUACCGUUGAUGACAUCCCUCGCAAAGGCGACUUUCAUGAAAUCUCAUUUAGUCAAUUGGCUGGUGGUAACGGAAAAAUUCAAAAGAGAAUCACCAACACCAACGAUCUCGUUUACGUCACAGCCACCAAGGACUUGUCUUAUCUUCCAGUCGAGCUUUACAAGUACUUACCGCUUUUCAACUCGUGCUUGACGAACUUGGCUGGAACAUCGCAAUUGUCAAUCUUAGAAUUAGAGAACAAGAUCCAGAGAUAUACGGGUGGCGUGACGUUCACUACGUUUGCUAAAGCGGAUCCCUUUAACAUUAACAAGUUGAACUUCAAGUAUCUGAUGUCGGGAAUGGCAUUGAAGGAGAACACUGGUCAUUUGUAUGAGAUAUGGGAAGAUGUUUUAAGCAAUACCAAGCUUGAUGGGAACGACAAGGAGGUUGUCGAAAAGCUUAAUGUUUUGAUUAAGAAUCUCGGACAGAACCAGCUUAAUAACAUUUCAGACAGAGGCCACGUUUUCGCUAAUUCUUACAGCAACGCUCAAUUAACACCCACGAAGUAUGUCAAUGAUCUUUUUGGAGGAAUUGAGCAGGUCAAAUUUAUACUGGAGCUUAAUAAGAGGUUGGACACCGAAGGAAAGGAGUAUCUUUCGAGAGAAAUCUUGCCAAUUCUCAAGAAAAUUCAACAGUCUCUUUUACAUAAGCAUACGGAGGGUGGAAUUUCUGGCUUCAAUUACAACAUUGUGUCCGAUGCAGCAUCUGUUGCUGAAAACGAGAAGUUGAUCGAGAAGUUUGACCAAAAGCUUGUGUCCAACGAGCUGGUACUGCAACGAAACGUUUUACAGGAUCUCACUGCAGGUUUUAGCCCAGCUAACGGCUCGAAUACUAUUCUCAAAUUGCCGUUGCAAGUGAGUUACGCUUCUCUUGCUCACUUAGGUGCCGCUUUCACUUCGAAGGACGGAGCAGCAUUACAAGUUCUCUCACAGAUCCUUACAUUCAAGCACUUGCAUUCUGUCAUCAGGGAAUCCAACGGUGCUUACGGUGGAGGCCUUAGCUACGAUGGGUUGGGAGGUACUCUCAACUUCUACUCCUACAGAGAUCCUCAUGGUUUGAAGUCUGUCAAGUCAUUCACGGAGGCUGCUUCUAUCGCUAAGGACAACCUUACCAACGCUAAAUGGGGCGAUAAAGAUUUGCAAGAGGCCAAGCUCGCGAUUUUCCAAAGCGUUGAUGCCCCUAGCCAUAUUUCAAGCCAAGGGUCUGAUCUUUUCUUGGAGGGCAUCACGGAUGAAAUGAAGCAGGAAAGAAGAGAGAGAUUUUUAGAUGUCAGUCUUGGCGAUUUGCAAGAUGUUAACGAGAAGUACCUCUUAAAGCCCGAUAUCUCUAUCAAGACCGUCAUCGGUGAUGUCGAAGCUCCAAGCGAGGAGUGGAAGCUGGUACUGUUCUGA